AUGUCAAAUUUAUUCAGCAAGUGGACCUUGAGAUUUAAUGAUCCUCUUCUUGAAGUUAAAUUUUAAGAAAAACAUAACAUUAAAAGACAAUAUUUCUUUAGAUCUUUACUUUCAAUCGGUAUUUUCACAUGUUUUAUUGCUAUGAUAAUUUUCAUAGUCUAAAGAGCAUAGUGGCAUAUCAUAAUCUUUAUGGUUAGUCUUACAAUUAUCCACAUAAUUUUUCUAUUUUUCAGCAUCAAAUUAUAACCUUAUCUAAAGGGUAUUUUUACAUUAUUAUACUUUUCAUAUGUAGCUGCUGGCACUUUAAUUACCUAUGCAUAAAAUAAUGUGUAAAUUAUAUUUUAAAUUAGGCCCUUUUAUAAUUAUGGAUAUUGUUGCUCUCUCUUAUAUAUGACAGUCUUAUAAUAUUGUGAAAAUAAGUUUAAACCAUUACUCAUUAUCUUUACAUCAAGCAUAACUUUAGGACUAUUUGUAAAAUUCUAAUUUGAUUAAUUGGCUUAUAUAGUAUUUUGUAUAUUAAUGACGAUUUUAUAAGGAAUUAUUACAUAUUUGUAUGAAUAUACUGCAAGAUUAGAAUUUCAAUUAUAAUAUCAACUCAAAUCAUAAAAGUAUAGACUUAUUUAUAUAUUUUUAGAUCAAUUAUUUAUAAAUUUGUUUAAAAUCCAUUAUUUGCAAUAAGUUUUAAUAAAAAAAUUAAUAGUUUUUAACUUGAAUUCGUAAACAAAAGUUUCGAGUAAUUAUAUAAAUAAACUUAAAAUGGGAAUUAAUAUAAAGAAUUUUUGAGAACUUAUUCAAUCAUAAAUAAAAAUUUUGAAAACUCAAUUAGUUAUUGCUUUAAUAGAUCAUUUUAGAAACAAACACAUUUAGAAGAUUACUUAUAUGAUUUAAUAAACAAUGAUAAAUUUAUAGAAGAGGAGAAUAUGAAAAGCAUAUAAGUUACAAGUGACUAGGAUAAAAUCAUUAUUGAUAUAAUGAGAACUUAGCAUUAAAAAGAUUUUAUAAUUCUAAUCAUCCAUCAAAAUUAAAUCAACUUCUAGAUAGAAAAAUACGAACAUAAAAUUAAAUAUUUUAAUGAAAAUCUUAAAUCGGUUCUUAUGCUUAUUGGUAAUUAAUUAGAAGAACAAUAUAAAUAUUUAAAACAGCUGAAUAAUAAUUUGGAUUUUUAAGGAGAUAUUUUGAAAAAAUCCUUUUGCAAUAUUUAGUUUACAUUAAACUACAUAAAAAAUCAUAUAAUAUAUCUCUAAAGAGGAAAAAUGCAUUAUUUGAAACAAUAAAUUGAACAAUUUAAAAUUGAAAAUUUGAAUGAAUCUUUGUCUAGAUAUUUUGCUCAUUAUUGUUAAACUCAAAGAAAAUAAUUUGAAUUAAUUUGUUCAUAUGAGGUUGAAUAAAAGUUAAUUAAUUUAAAUGCUAGAUUAUUAACCUAAUUGCUAAUUAAUUGUUUUAAUAAGAUUUUAAAAUUAUCUUAACCUAGGAGUACUAUUUAAUUUUAGAUUGAUUUAAAAAGGAUACGAAAACAAACAUUAAUUGAAAACAAUUAAAACAAGAAUUAAGGCUUAUAAUUAAUAUAAUUUUCGUACACUUUUGAGCACAAACAUCGAUUUGAAAAUAUAGAAACAGAAUUUUAUUUAUCAAAUAAUUCCCAAUCUUUACAAUACUUUGAUGUAGAAAAAAUUGUUAAUUUAAUAAUUUUAAAGAUCUUAAGUCCUUACAACUUUAUCUAAAAUCAAUCUAAAUAUUAAGAAGAUUUAUCUAAUUAUAAGACAACUUUGAUAAUUUAUAUUNUAUAAAUAAACUUAAAAUGGGAAUUAAUAUAAAGAAUUUUUGAGAACUUAUUCAAUCAUAAAUAAAAAUUUUGA
Paramecium sonneborni is the source of this 1856-nucleotide messenger RNA. The record is from the annotation of a GenBank genome assembly. NCBI's taxonomy places the organism in Eukaryota, Ciliophora, Oligohymenophorea, Peniculida, Parameciidae.